This is a messenger RNA of Nymphaea colorata (pocket water lily), 9485 nucleotides long. RefSeq names its product pentatricopeptide repeat-containing protein At3g09040, mitochondrial. Gene Ontology annotation, biological process: RNA modification. NCBI's taxonomy places the organism in Eukaryota, Viridiplantae, Streptophyta, Magnoliopsida, Nymphaeales, Nymphaeaceae. Gene Ontology annotation, molecular function: protein binding; RNA binding. The transcript has 8 exons. The coding region runs from base 176 to 3532 and encodes 1118 amino acids. The record is from RefSeq and is a predicted model, not a curated record.
UCAAAGCUUUAUAAAAACGAUAACAUGUUGGUACUGUCGUAACACCAUCUUUUUUAUUGUCACCACCCGCAAUCUUGGUUAUGUUGCCUUGAUGCCGCGCCAUCGAUUCUCCCACCGUUCUUCGGUAAACGAUGUAAGAUGAUUCUUGAGAUUGGUACGGCUGCAGAGCGAAGCAAUGAGUGUCGUGAAUCGAGUGACCCAUCUGGGCCUGCAAUCCGAUGUCUUCCGCUACGUCUAUCUCCUUAGAGCCAGCAUUAAGACGAAGGAUCUGGUUAUGGGGAGAGCUUGCCACUCCCAGAUGAUCGUCGCCGGAUUCAUCCCGAGGGUCUUCGUUGGGAACCUCUUGAUGACUAUGUGCUUGAAGUGCGGCCUUUUUCGCGAUGCACGUCAAGUGUUCGACCGUAUGCCCCAGAGGGAUGCAGUUUCCUGGAACAUGGGUUUGGUUGCUUGUCUGAGAGUGGGUGAUAUUGCGGGUGCUCGAACGGUGUUCGAAGAAAUGCCCCAGCGAAGUGAAAUGGCAUGGGAUGCCAUGAUUUGUGAGUAUUUGCAGCAGGGAGAGUUGGCGAUGUGUCUGAGCCUUUUUCAGAAGAUGCGAGCUUGUGGGGGUUGUGUCUGUAGCUCAUCCUUAUCGCAGAAGUUGUUUUCACGUGUUGUUGGUAUUUCUGGGAGUGUUGGUGAUGUCAAUUUGGGUAAGAUUCUCCAUUCUCAUGUUCUGAAACUUGGGUUCAGGUUGAUGCUACAUUUAGGCAAUGCUCUAGUUGAUAUGUAUGCUAAAUGUGGGGAGAUGGACUUUGCGCAGAAAACUUUUGAGCGGCUACCAGAGAAGGACGCCUCCUCUUGGAACUCAAUACUAUCGGGGUAUUUGCGAAAUGAAGGUACUGAUGAGGUGGUCGCACUAUUUGCCUCUAUGAAUCAGUCUAGCCAGGCGCCAAACCAGUUUACUUUUGCAUUAGUUUUGUCAGCAUGCGCACGAUUGGGAAUGGUUGGGCUAGGUAUGCAGGUUCAUUGUUCUGUUGUGAAGACAGGAUUUGAAUUCAAUCCAUUUUGUGAAGGUUCUUUGAUUGAUAUGUAUUGCAAAUGCAAUUAUAUUAAUGAUGCACGUCUGCUUUUUGAUAAAAUAACUAGACCUGAUACAGUGUCAUGGACGGCCAUGAUUUCUGGGUAUGUUCAGGUUGGUGGGCUUCAAGAAGCUCUUAAGUUGUUUCUAGAGAUGUGGAAAUUGGGAGCUGAACCGGAUAGAGUUACCUUUGCUACUAUUAUUAGUGCAUGUGCUAGUCAAGGUAUGCUUGAUGAUGCACAGCGAUUGUUCCACCAACUAUCCAACCCAAAUGUGGUUGUGUGGAAUGCCAUGAUCUCUGGCAAUGCUCAAAAUGGGCAUGAAAAUGAAGCUCUUAGAUUAUUCCAAGAAAUGAGGCUAUCUGGAGUUAAGCCUACUCGAUCAACCUAUGGAAGCAUUUUAAGUGUUUGUGCUCAUCUCACAGAUCUGGUGCUUGGCCAGCAAAUUCAUUCGGAAGUGAUUAAACUUGGUCUAGACAAGAAUGUUUAUGUUGGUAGUGCACUCAUUACUGUUUAUUCCAGGUGCUCAAUUGUAGAGGAUGCUCAUGAAGUUUUUGUUGCAGUGGAUAAUAGAAAUAUUGUCCUCUGGAAUGCAAUUCUUGGAUGCUAUGCACAAAACAGCGAUCCUUCAAAAGUUGUGGAACUCUUUGCUUCUUUGUUGAGUUCUAGUUUCCAGCCAGAUGAGGUUACCUACACUAGUAUUCUCAAUGCUUGUGCAUGUUUAUCCUUCACUGGCUUGGCUAGGCAGUUGCACUGUAAUAUAAUAAAGGACAAUCGGGAUCAGAGCCUUUGUGUAGGAAAUGCACUUAUUGACAUGUAUGGCAAAUUAGGAAAUAUAGAGGAUGCAAGACAGCAAUUUGAUCUUAUGAUGCUCAAAGAUACUAUUACGUGGAACUCGAUGGUGGCUGGGUAUGUCCAAGGCAAUGAUGUGGAUGAGGCCAUUUAUUUAUUCUGCCAGAUGAUGUGGCAGGGCAUAAGCCCUGAUGAAGUUUCCUUUGCCUGUGCCCUCAGUAUGCUUGCCAAUUUAGAUGCGCUUGAAGCAGGCAAGCAAAUGCAUGCAUCUGCUAUCAAGUCAGGAUUUGAACUGAAUUUAUAUGUAGGCAGCGCCCUUGUUGAUAUGUAUGCUAAAUGUGCUUCAAUGGAAGAAGCACAUAAUAUUCUUGCUCAGAUGCCAGAAUCGAAUGUAGUGUCAAGGAAUGCACUGAUUGCAGGUUAUGUGCAGAAUGAUCAAGCAAUGGAAGCAAUAGAUGUUUUUCGACAGAUGCAAGCAGCAGAAGUGAAGGCAACAGAAUUCACAUUUUCCAGUAUUUUAGUUGCAUGCGAUGGUCUAUGUGGAUUGAAUAUGGGGAAACAAGUUCAUGGUUAUGUAAUCAAGACUGGAUUUAUUUCUGAAGCAUUUUUGGGUAUUACACUUAUUGGCAUGUAUGCAAGAUGCCAAACCAGCGAAGAUGCGUGCCUUUUAUUUAGGGAACUGAAUGGUCAGAGCACAGUUUCAUGGACAGCUAUUAUUUCAGGCCUCAUACAGAACGGUUUAAAUAAAAAAGCUCUUGACUUUUUCCUGGAAAUGCGAAGUAUUAAUGUAGAACCAGAUCAUGCUACUUUUGCUAGCAUUCUUAAAGCAUGUGCCAGCUUAGCAGCACUAGAAGAUGGCAAAAAAUUGCAUAGUCUAAUCAUUCGCACCGGUUUUGCAUUCAACACCCACACAAGCAGUGCACUCAUUGAUAUGUAUGCCAAAUGUGGUGAUAUAGUUAGUGCUACUGCUGUUUUCAAUACAAUUGAUAAUCAUGACAUUAUCUCUUGGAAUGCAAUGAUUACAGGUUUUGCAAAGAAUGGGAAUGCAGAAUAUGCACUUAACCUCUUCAAAGAAAUGCAUCUUGAGUCUGUAAAACCAGAUGACAUCACGUUUCUUGGGGUUCUUACAGCAUGUUGCCAUUCAGGUUUGGUUUCAGAAGGAUGUCAAUACUUUAAAUUGAUGGUUGACGAGUAUGAACUAGAGCCACGAGCAGAUCAUUAUGCUUGCAUGGUUGAUUUGCUUGGUCGUGGUGGAUAUCUCAAUGAAGCACUUGAGUUUUUGAGCAUGUUACCAUUUGAACCUGAUUCUGUGGUGCUUGCAUCUUUGCUUGGUUCUUGCAGAGUGCAUGGUAAUGAAUUAAUCGGUGCACAUAUAGCAAAGAAGCUUAUGGAUGUGGAGCCCCAGAGUUCAUAUCCAUAUGUACUUCUUAGUAAUUUAUAUGCUUCCAGUGGAAAUUGGGAGGAAGUGAGGACAAUGAGGAAAAUAAUGAAAGAAAAACAGGUCAACAAGUUUCCAGGAUGCAGUUGGAUUAUUAUUGGGGACAAGACACACUCGUUUGUUGCUGGAGAUAAAUGUCACCCUGAAUCAGUUGAAGUUUAUGAGUUGUUGAAUUCAAUAAGUGCCUGGAUUAAAGAGGAGGACCUUGUCAGUAACUAUGAAUCAACUGUUGUUGAGGAAUGCUGAGACAUGUUUGUGUUACAGGCGCUUUCAGUUAAAGAAAAACUAAUGAACAAAUGAGUAGCUGAAGACCUGUUGAAACAGUGCAGGAACUGGGAAAUCAAGAAGGAUGUGAAGUUAUUCAUGAGUGCUUCAUCAUACCAAUACCAUUAACGAGGUAUUAGCACAGAGUAUUGAUACCUGUGAAUGUACGAUAUAACAAGUGGUCCAUUAUGGUGAUUUAGCGCUUAUCAGAAUCAGAGGACUUUAUUUACCGAGGACUCGAUAUCGAGACACCCACAAUGCAUAAGUUCAUUGGGCACACCUGCAGCAAGAGUCCUGGCGUCCUUCUGGGCACACCAAUUAGCCCUGUCAUUGUCCAGUCAUCGUCAGUAUAGCUGUAUCUCAAUGGUAAAGACAGCAAGAGAUAUGAUGCUGGUGGCAAAGGUGCGUUCUGGUUAACCAUUGGCAUAGGCCUGGGCAAAGUGAAAGAGUUUAUUGGAUCAUUAUGUGUAUCUAUAUAUAUGUUUGCUAGUCAUUAUCAUGUAAUUGUGGCCCAUGAUCAGUCCCGCUGCAAAGCCUGCUGGGGGUAGCCCCAUCUUUUAUUAACAAAAAGUGACUAUUUACAAUGUACAAAAACGUAAGGGGGACUGCCCAGACAUCAGGGCCAAGUGUCCCAUUUUAGUUGACCCCAUAGGGCAAGGCUUCAACAAAAUUUCAAUCACUUUACAAAAGGGAUUAUAAUUAGUGAUUGUAACAAGCUUUCUAUAGCAUAUGAAAGUGUAGUUAGCCUCCUCAGCUUUAGAUAGAAAUUUCAGCAUCUUCUUAAAACGGUGUCUCCAGUGCUUAGGGCCUACGGUCAGUUGGACAGCACCUUCCACACAUAGCAAAAUCUGAGAUAGCUCCUCAACGAUAUGCAUACAGCUAGAAGAAUUGUACUGUCUCAUCGUGACUUGGAUAUCUGAGUUGAGAAUCCCGUAAGCUAGUCUGAAACAGCCUGGUUAAUGUAGAACUGCAAUCUAUGCACAAAAGGUCCUAGACGAAAGCCUAUUAUUGUCAUCUGCAUCAAUUUUGGUUUUGAGCCAAAGCAUGAGCUGCCUAUGAGAAAUCUUGUUCACAAAUAGGUUGUCCCAAAUGAGGUGGACAUCCUUCCAAAGAGCCGACUCAAACCUGUGUGGAGGAGGGAGGGCUUCGCCAUGUGUAACACGAUUUUGCAACUUCCAAAUAUUUAUUGCCAUAGCCAGGACAGCCUUCCACCCUCUUCUAUAGCUGUUAUCUACCCAUUUCAUGAUGGUUUCAAUAACAAUAUCUCCUAAGGCAAGCCUCUCCCAAACUUUGAGCCUAGCCAUUUCCAAAAUUUCUUAGUCCGGCUACAUUUACGAAACAGGUGAGCCGCUGUUUCUUCCUCUUUUUUUACAUAAGACACAUCGGUUUGUAAGUGGAAGGCCUUGUUUCUUGCAUCUAUCCAAGGUAGCCAGCCUACUAUGGGCUUCUAGAAAGGUGAACCAUGCUGCAUUUUUUUUUUGUGGGGGGGGGGGGGGAGGUGUGGAGAGGGGGGCGCAAGGGAUCAAUAGCAUGACUGAUCCAAGGCUGGUGCAUCACUGCCUGCACUUGGGUUUCAUCCAAUUUGAUCUAUUCCACAGUCUUGUCUAAGUGACUCUCCACAACUCCAAAAUCAGCACCAACCAGUCUUUGGUUAAGAACACCAGACGCCCAAGACUCAAACCAAAAACUGAUGCAACUUCCAUCUCCAGGUUUCCAAUGGACAUAUUGACCAGUGGCUGUCCAUGCCCAUAGAAUAGCUUGCCAUGACGCCGACUGGUUAGCAGCCUUCUUUGGUACCUAAUGGCUGUUACGCCGGAGGUAUUUCUUCCUCACCAUGUCCGCGCACAUCGAGUCACUACGAUCUGAAUGCCCAUUGGAUCAACAUAGCCCUAUUGAGAGUAUGAAUGUCAAUCAUGUCGAUCCCCCCUUCAUUAACUGGGUUACAUAAGGCUGUCCAAGCUGGUUAUCUGUGUCAGCCCAAACAAAAUUGGCCAGAAGCUUAUCAAGAUUCCGAACUGUGGCAACAAGAAGUCUAAGGGCUCUAGCCCAGUAAUUGAUGAUCUGGGGGAGGACACUCUUGACAAGGCAUAUUCUCCUGGAGUAAGAGAGCGUGUUUGCUUUCCAGCCACUUAAUUUUCAUUUCCACCUUUUCAAUUAAAGGGCAACAAAGAAGGGCAGUAAGCUUACCACAAAAAAAAGGGGAGACCCAAGUACGAACUAGGAAGCUCUUUGAUGGCCCAGCCCUGCCUAUCUUUGCAAAUAUUCACGAUUUGGAGUUGUGUGUUAAAAGAAGUGAUGGUAAACUUAUCUAAAUUACAGCUCAUCCCUGCACUUUGUUCAAAGUCUGAGUACUUCUUUGAGACAAUUCGUAACCGCUGGUUUUGCUCUACAAAACAGCAAAAUAUCAUCAGCAAAAGCAAGAGCGGUAGGGAUAGAAUGGAAACCUCGUGGAUUUGGUAUCUUAAGCCAACCCCUACCAUGUUCGAAUUUGAGCUUACGGAUGAUCAUCUCCAUAACAAGGAAGAAAAGAUAGGGGGAGAGGGGGUCUCUUUGUCUCAGACCUCGCUUUCCAUAAAAAAGACACCUUCUCUACCAUUGAGAAUCACAACAUAUGAAGCACUGCCUACACAACUCAUGAUAUUCCGAAUCCAGACUGCGGGGAAACGAAGACAUUGAAGUGCUUGGGAUAAAAAUCCAAAAUUAACCCAAUCAUAAGCCUUUGAUAGAUCAAGUUUGAGGAGAAGGGAUGCACCAGUAUGAUGGGCUAGACUGUUUACCAAAUCAUGUGCCAUCAAGAUGUUCCAUGGAUUUGUCGACCUGACAGGAACGCUCCCUACUCCUUGCUCAAAAUUCCUCUCAUCCGGUUGACCGUGUCUUUGUGAUGAAUUUAUAGACUGAGUUGCAAAGGGCAAUAGGGCGGAAGUCCUUAAUAUCCCUUGCACCCUGGAAUUCGGGAAUAAGGACCAAGUGUGACCGAUUCAUCUUCUUGACCAAUCUACUUGUAAUAAAGAAGUCCUUAAAAGCUUACAUAACUGCUCGACUGUCUGUCUCCUAGUAGGCCUUAAAGAAUCCUGUUGGCAUCAGGGCUUGACACUUUGUCACCAUUCGAGUCGAAAACUGCCUUUUUGAUUUCCCAACCUUCUACCAGUUUUUCCAAGAGUAUAGCCUCCGUCACUGAAACAACAAGCCCAUCUUUGCAUCCGUCCUUCAGCUGGCUAGUAGACAAAUCGCUAUCAUAGAAUUUUCUACAAAAUAGUCAAUACAUAGCUUAUGAAUAUGAACAGGGUCAGAGGCAGUUACCGAAUCAACUGUGGUAGCAAAAAAUAAAAUUUUUCUUGAAGCUAGCUUUUGCUUGGGCUUGAAAAAAUCUAGUGUUUCUAUCUCCCUCUGACAGCUAGGGCUGCACAAUGAGUCGAGCCAACUCAUGCUCGACUUGAACUCGCUCGAAAAAGCUCGGCUCGAGCUCGACUCAUUUAUAAACGAGCCGAGUUCAAGCUCACACUUAAACUCGAAACAAUAAGCGAGUUGAGUUCAAGUUGCAAGAACUUGACUCGUUUAAACUCGACUCGACUCGCUAUUUAAAACUAGUUGAAUCGUAUAAACCUAUUCGCGAAACCAAUUCACCGGUUUAGGGUAACUUUUCCGUCUUCUUAAGUUCUCUUCGCCUCUUCGGUCUUCCGUCUCCAUCUUUUCAAGUUUCCAACUGCUCUCUCUCUUCUCGUCUUCCCUCUUCAAACCAACCAGAUGAUCACCCUUCUGCUCCUCACAUGCUCACCGCUAGACGGCCUGCACAAGAACGGUAGCACCACCAUCCGGAAUAGCCCUCCUACUACCACCGGUAGCACCACGUCCGCCACCGCCCUCCACCAUCUCCACCGCCAUCAUCAUCCUGCAGGGAUCUCUCUCCCCCACUCAUAUAUAUGCAGCCACCAGAACUUCACUUUGGCCUCUGCCUCUUUUCCUCCCCACCUAUGUAUGCCUUUAUUUUCACAAGCGUCGUUUACAAAUAAUUUAUUUCCAGUAAGAGUCAGAAUAUUGAUUGUUGAUCCUGAAAUUUUCAGACUGAGAAGGCAUUUCUUAAGCAACCUAAAGUCUUUAUAAGGUAAAGCUCUUACCUGGAUUUAGGUCUUAUUCAGUCUAAGUUGAGGCGACUGUGUUUGUAACAUUAAAUGGAUUUCAUUCUUUAUUAGGUAUCAAGUGCACAACUUAGAACAAAUUUGAAUAUUCAAUAUUAUGCUCAUUUUCGUGCAUGUGCUUGUGGAUGUGCAUUUGUACAAAUAAUCAAACGUGCUUGGCUAUAAGUCUAUUGUCUGUCUAAUUUGCACCUUUACUAACAUCUUCGUGGUUAUUUUCUUUUGUCUAAUAUUUUCUAUUGAAGAAUUCUUUCUGCCUGGAGAAGUGAUUUUGGAACAGGGAAAUGCUGUUGACCAGAUUUAUGUUGUUUGCCAUGGGAUGCUGGAAGAAGUGGGCAUCGGAGAAGAUGGGUUGGAGGAAAUAGUUUCACUGCUUGAACCUAAUUCAUCAUUUGGUGAAACUCCAUCCUCUGCAAUAUCCCUCAGCCUCAUACUGUCCGUGUUUGUGAAUUAUGUAGACUUUUGCGGCUUGACAAACAGUCUUUCACCAAUGUCCUGAAAAUUUAUUUCAUAGAUGGGCGGAUAAUCCUGAGUAAACUCCUUGAGGUUAAAGAGUCAAAUAAUCGUAUAAAGCACCUGGAGUCUGAUAUCACAUUUCACAUUGGAGUCUGAUAUCACAUUUCGCAUUGGGAAGAAAGAAGCUGAACUUGCUCUUCGAGUAAAUAGUGCUGCUCAUCAUGGAGACCUGUAUCACCUGAAGGGUUUUGUUUGUGAUGGAGCAGACCCGAAUAAGACUGACUAUGAUGCACAAUCUGCUCUGUAUUUAUCGGCAUCAAAAGGCUAUACUGACAUCAUUGCGUUCCUCAUUAAUGAAGGAGUUGACAUUAACUUAAAGGAUAAAUUUGGAAACUCACCACUGCUUGAAGCUAUCAAGAAUGGACAUGAUCAAGUUGCAUCUUUGCUUAUUCAGCAUGGUGCAUGUUUAGACAUUGAUGAUGCAAGAAGCUGUCUUUGUAAAGCUGUUGCUAAAGGGAAUUUGGAUUUCGUAAGGUGCCUUUUAGCAUAUGGUGUCAACCCAAAUUCCAAAGGUUAUGAUAAUAGAACACCACUUCACAUAGCUGCAUGAAGAUUUUUUUCUACCUGGGGAAGUGAUUUUGGAACAUGGAAAUGCUGUUGACCAGAUUUACUUUGUUUGUCAUGGGAUGCUGGAUUUGCUUUGUUGGGGAAAUGUUAAUAUGACUACAUUAAGCAGAUCUGAAUUCCAUAAACAUCUCAAGGUUGUGCAUGGCUCAAUUAAAGAAGAAUUAUUCGAUUUCGCGGACCAAGUGGAACCUAUUUCUUGUGAUGGAUAACAGAUUAUUAAUGUUGGACAAAGUUCAACGUUUUGGUGUGGCACUGGAUGAUAGAUGCCCUGCAUGCAAAAAUGAUUCUGAUCAGUUAGUUUCUCAUAUGCUGCUGAAGUGCAGAACAACUAAGGCAGCUUGGAAAUUUCUGAAGCAAAAAUCUGAUUGUGUAAUUACGAAUGCUCUCUCAAUCAAGGAAAUGUGGUGCUAGCUGGUGGUGGAAAAAUAAGGAAGAAAAGGUUCGUCCUCUUGGAGUCAGAUUUCUUCCUCCUUAUUUUUAAAAUGCACAAAGAUAGGGUAAGCUACCAUUGGCUCUGAUGAUCUGUACGGACUAGUCAAGAUUAUUAUUUUCUCAAAGUAUAAAUUAUUCUCCUCAACAAACACCAACUGUGUAUGGCAGCCUAGUCUUGUGCUGUCGAACAGCUUUGCCUAUCCUCAUAUUUAUGUGCCAGGCCCAUGCGAUGUUUGGCUUGGCUUGACUAAUGUAUGAUAUCUAUGUACCCCUGCUUCUCAUUGUAA